Molecule: messenger RNA, 3878 nt
Organism: Mus pahari (shrew mouse)
Lineage: Eukaryota; Metazoa; Chordata; Mammalia; Rodentia; Muridae
Gene: Pax2
Product: paired box 2
Exons: 11
Coding region: 343-1620 (425 amino acids)
Biological process (GO): anatomical structure development; regulation of transcription by RNA polymerase II
Molecular function (GO): DNA-binding transcription factor activity, RNA polymerase II-specific; RNA polymerase II cis-regulatory region sequence-specific DNA binding
Source: RefSeq, a predicted model, not a curated record
GGGUGCCUCUGGGUAGCGAGGGUGUGGGUGUUGGCUUGCCUGCAGGGCUGGGGGCCUCACUGCGUGUGCGCGCCUGUGCGCGGCCGGGAGAGCCCGCGGCGCCUCGGCCGAUGGCUGUGUUCGGCGGCCGGCUGUGCGAGCGAGUGCGCGAUCGGAGCGGAGCGCACAGCCCGCCCUGGCGGCCGGCAGCCGCGAUUAUCUGAGCCGCUCUGUUGCGGGUGGCUGCUCCCGGAUCUCCCGGCUGCGGCGGACAAGGCGAGACUGACUGUGGGGCGGCGGAGGAGCCAGGGAGCCGGGGAGCCGGGGAGCCAAGACUCAGGCUCCAGCAGCAGAGAGCCGAGCAUGGAACAGCGUGCAAGUCGAGCAGUCCUGAAGUUGAGUUUGAGAGGCGACACGGCGGCGGCGGCCGCGUUGCUCCCGCUCCUCUGCCUCCCGAUGGAUAUGCACUGCAAAGCAGACCCCUUCUCCGCGAUGCACCCAGGGCACGGGGGUGUGAACCAGCUCGGGGGGGUAUUUGUGAACGGCCGGCCCCUACCCGACGUGGUGAGGCAGCGCAUCGUGGAGCUGGCCCACCAGGGUGUGCGGCCCUGUGACAUCUCCCGGCAGCUGCGGGUCAGCCAUGGCUGUGUCAGCAAAAUCCUGGGCAGGUACUACGAGACUGGCAGCAUCAAGCCCGGAGUGAUUGGUGGCUCCAAGCCCAAGGUGGCAACGCCCAAAGUGGUGGACAAGAUUGCUGAAUACAAGCGACAGAACCCGACUAUGUUCGCCUGGGAGAUCCGUGACAGGCUGCUAGCCGAGGGCAUCUGCGACAAUGACACAGUUCCCAGCGUCUCAUCCAUCAACAGGAUCAUCCGGACCAAAGUUCAGCAGCCUUUCCAUCCAACGCCAGAUGGGGCAGGGACGGGAGUGACUGCCCCUGGCCACACCAUCGUUCCCAGCACGGCCUCCCCUCCUGUUUCCAGCGCCUCUAACGACCCAGUGGGAUCCUACUCCAUCAACGGGAUCCUGGGGAUUCCUCGCUCCAACGGUGAGAAGAGGAAACGCGAGGAAGAUGUGUCCGAGGGCUCUGUCCCUAAUGGAGACUCCCAGAGUGGUGUGGACAGUUUGCGGAAGCACCUGCGGGCCGACACCUUCACCCAGCAGCAGCUGGAAGCUCUGGAUCGAGUCUUUGAGCGUCCUUCCUAUCCCGAUGUCUUCCAGGCAUCAGAGCACAUCAAAUCAGAACAGGGGAAUGAAUACUCUCUCCCAGCCCUGACCCCUGGGCUUGAUGAAGUCAAGUCCAGUCUAUCUGCAUCCGCCAACCCUGAGCUGGGCAGCAAUGUGUCAGGCACACAGACGUACCCCGUCGUGACCGGUCGUGAUAUGACGAGCACCACUCUACCUGGUUACCCCCCUCAUGUGCCCCCCACUGGCCAGGGAAGCUACCCUACCUCCACCCUGGCAGGAAUGGUGCCUGGGAGCGAGUUCUCAGGCAACCCAUACAGCCAUCCCCAGUACACCGCCUACAAUGAGGCUUGGAGAUUCAGCAACCCCGCCUUACUAAGUUCCCCUUAUUAUUAUAGUGCCGCCCCCCGGGGCUCCGCCCCUGCCGCUGCUGCCGCUGCCUAUGACCGCCACUAGUUACCGCGGGGACCACAUCAAGCUUCAGGCAGACAGCUUCGGCCUCCACAUCGUCCCCGUCUGACCGCCCACCCCAGAGGGAGGGAGGACCGAAGCCACACGCUGCCUCUCGGCCACCGUCCCUGUCCCACCCCCACCUCGAGACAUCCUCCCCCAAGGCCCACAGCCCUUCUCACCACCCUGUCGAUGGCCGGACAGGACAGGUGGAGCCGCGGGUGGGACCCUCAGGCCCCAGCCCCGCCCGUCGCCCCUCCCCGCCUGCCUGGACCAUGGCGCCGCCCGGAAGCCCGCCUGCCUCUGGCCUGCGCGCCGUUUCUGUGACACACAAUCAGCGUGGCCCACCCGGGGGCAGCCCACUUCGGACGCCCGGGAGUCAGGAGGCUUCGCUGGAGAAGCGGAGCAAGGGAAGCUAAGGAAAGGACUUUGUGCUGAAGGAGGAGCCGCCGGCGAGACCCUGGGGGGAAAAUCCUGCCCCCCCCCGUGCCUGCCAGGCUGACCCCGCCUUCUGUCUGCGCCCCGCCCCAGACGAUGGCACUGGGACGCAAGGGUCGGACUCGAGGGACAGCGUUUGGGGCGACAGCGUUUUCCAAGGCUGGUACCCAAGGCGAGCAGACGCCAACUGAGCUCAUCCACCUGAACUGCCUAGUUCCCUUGGGCCUAGGAUCAACUCCUGCAGUGACUCUCCUCUCGGCCCCGCCUUGCCCCUACGUCAGCGCCUCUUCCACCUGCGGGCCUCUCACUCUUCCCUCCUGUGCUUCCUCGGCUCAUCCCACGACACCUUGUGUUUGGUCCCAAGCACGCAGCCACGUCGGGGCCACCGCAGGAACCGUGUCCUCAGGCUGCGGCUGCGAGCAUUGAUCUUUCCCAUCAGUAAUGCGCUGCCCACCCCCACCCUCCCAUCCCAAACUCCCAACCUGCGGGCGCAAAGAGCCUGGAAGGAACUGACGACCGAGCCGCCCCAGAUAAAAACCCGGGGCUCUCCGCCCCAUUCCCCUCAAGCACCCCCUCCCCAGCCUUCCCUUGGGCAGGAGCUGAACAGAGACUCAAAAAAAAAAAAAAAAAAAAAAAGUCUACACUUAUUUAAUAUAAUGAUGGUCUUUGCAAAAAUGAACAAAACAAAAACCCAACAGGCUGCUUUAUAGAAAGACGGUGUGUGCUGUGGAGGCGAACCUCUCUCUGUACAUAGCCCCUCCCUCUCUGCCCCGCCCCGCCGGGUACCAUAGAGUCCCUGUCCUCCCCCGCCACCCUGCCUGUAGAUACACCCUUCUGUCCGUGCUGUGAGAGUCGCCGCUCGCUGGGGGGAGGGAGGGGGGACACAGCUACAUACCCACUAAAGCACAGCACGUCCUGGGGGAGGGGGGCAUUUUUUACGUUACAAAAAAAAUUAUGAAAGAAAUCUCUAUGCAAAAUGACGAACAUGGUCCCGUGGACACCUCUCGCCUGUUUUGUUGGCUGUUUCUCUGUAAUUCCGUGUUUUCGCGCUCAUCGCCCUGCAUCUCUCCCACUUCAUCUCCCUUUUCUCUGCUGCUCUCGACCCCUCUGUGUCUCUUUCUCUGCUUCACUUGUCUCUGUCUCGGUCCCUUCUGCCCCAGGCCUCCAAGGCUACAGCAAAGGUGGCAGAGCUCACCUCGGGGCUUGGCCCCUUGUGGCCAUGCCCCGUGUGCCCGACCAGGCCACCCUGCCCCAUCCCACCCUGUAGUUGCUCUCUCGGUAGCGGCGAUGCUCCCUGCAUGUCUCCUCAACCGUGGAUCGUGAUGACUCGAAAUAACAGAAACAAAGUAAAUAAAAGUGAAAAAAAAAAGUAAAUAAAUAAAUAAAUAAAUAAAUAAAUAAAAUUCCUUGAACAAAUCCGAAAAGGCUUGGAGUCCUAGCCCAGAGUGCGCUUUCCUUCGAGCCUUUUUAUUUGAAAAGAAAAGCGAGAAAAGCGAACAAUCUAAGGGAACUGCCGGCGCCCGACCGUGCUCCAGUGGCUGGAGCCGGAUGGCAAGGGCAACGAGGUCCCAGCUUCGAGGCCCAGCCUGACCCAGUCUUGUGCGGAGCUGGCCGCGCUCCAGGAGUGCGGAAUCCAGGAGAAGGCUUAGCCUUCCACAAGACCGGGCUCCUCCACCACUUUCAACGUGUCGGUUCGUUUUGAUUAUUUUUCCUUUCUUUCUCUCUUUCCUUCUUUCUUUCUUUUUUCUUUCUUUCUCUUUUCUUUCUUUUUUUGUGAACAUGAUAAAUAAUAAUAAAAAUAAUAAUAAAAUUUUGUAUGUCACUCC